AUGGACUGCUGUAGUAUAGGAAGCUGGAAUGUUAGGGGGUUGAAUAAUAAAGGAAAGCAAGAGGCUGUGUUGGAAUUUUGCAAUGUGAAUAAAAUUGGAAUUGGAGGGUUGUUAGAAACUAAGCUAAAAGGGAAUAAAGUUCAGGAGUUGAUGGACAUUAAAUUUACCAAUUGGGAGUUUCAUACUAGUCCUAUUGUUGAAGGUAGGCUGUUGAUCAUAUGGAGGAAAAGUUUUGUUAAAGUUGUGGUUCUUGCUGAAUCGACUCAACAUGUUCACUCUCUGAAAAGAAGUGGUUCGAAUUUUACUUGGACUAAUAACCAAGAUGGUUCUAGUCGCAUUUAUUCCAAGAUUGAUCAUGGCUUUGUCAAUGAGGAAUGGCAUGACUCCUUUCCUAACACAGCAGCUCGAUUCAGUUGGGAAGCAACUUCAGAUCAUUGUUCUUGUGUAAUCUCAGCUUCAGCAACAAAGACUAUUGGGAUCAAACCUUUUAGGUUUUUCAAUUUUUUGGCUGAACAUCAUGAUUUUAAACUCACUGUGGAGCAGAGUUGGAAGAGGCCUGUGUCUUCUCAAGGGCUUAAAGGAAUCUACAUAAAACUUAUGAGAGUCAAGCAUUGCCUCAAGAUGUUCAACCAUGAAGUGAUUGGUGAUAUUGGGAAAAGGUUUCAGGAUGCGAAAACUAGUUUAAGCGAGGCUAAACUUCAAGUUCAAGCUCAUCCAAGCGACACAAAUUAUCAGGAGCUGGAAACAGAAGCAACUGCUAACUAUGAUCUGCAAGAGAAAAUGUAUCAUAAAUUUCUUAGUCAGAGAAGUAAAAUCACAUGGCUGCAAAAAGGAGACUCUAACACUUCUUACUUCCAUGCUUUUUUAAAGAAGAGAAGAAUGGAUAACAGAAUUGUCUCGUUUAUGACAGAACAGGGUAUAAUCGUUGAUAAAUUUUCUGAUGUGGUGGAGCAUUUUCUCAACCAUUUCCGUAGCUUCAUGGGCAGCAACAGUUCUGUCACGUCCAGACUGAACCUGAGUUGUUUGGAGCAAGGUGCUAAGCUUUCUUUAGACCAGCAAGUAGGCCUACUGAAGCCUUUUUCUGUCAUGGAGAUAAAGAAAGCGAUGUUCAGUAUUCCUGAUAUUAAAUCCCCAUGA
Messenger RNA from Humulus lupulus (European hop), 1137 nucleotides. RefSeq lists its product as uncharacterized. NCBI's taxonomy places the organism in Eukaryota, Viridiplantae, Streptophyta, Magnoliopsida, Rosales, Cannabaceae. Bases 1 to 1137 code for a protein of 378 amino acids. The record is from RefSeq and is a predicted model, not a curated record. The transcript has 2 exons.